Molecule: messenger RNA, 2224 nt
Organism: Trichosurus vulpecula (common brushtail)
Lineage: Eukaryota; Metazoa; Chordata; Mammalia; Diprotodontia; Phalangeridae
Gene: STX5
Product: syntaxin 5
Exons: 10
Coding region: 646-1719 (357 amino acids)
Biological process (GO): vesicle fusion; intracellular protein transport; endoplasmic reticulum to Golgi vesicle-mediated transport
Cellular component (GO): SNARE complex; endomembrane system; Golgi membrane
Molecular function (GO): SNARE binding; SNAP receptor activity
Source: RefSeq, a predicted model, not a curated record
UCAUCCUCUUCUGCUUUCCUCCCUUUUCUUGAGCUUGUUGGAGGAGAAUGUGCAGAGGGAAGAGAGGAGGAACAAGAAGGGGAGGCCUGUCAGGGAUCAGGACUUGGCUCCAGUGUCUUCUCUGGUCCCUCCAUCCCCUGUUAGGCCAGGGAUAUUAGAACAUGUUUCCUCCCCACAAAAGGAGCCUAUGUGAUACAAUGGAAAGCAUCCUCGUUCUUGUCCUGACUUGACUCCUCUGUUACUGUAUGAUCUGAUCUGGGUCAAGUCUCAGCCUCUGUUUCCCUGUCUGUAAAAAGAGACUAAUGGCCCUUGUACAGUGCUUCCCUGCCAGGGUUCUUGUGAGCUUCCAAGCACUCUAGAAUGGGAACUUUUCUUCCUGAUCUUCCUGCCCCUGUGACUGCUCCUCUUUCCCCCAGAUUGAGUCUAGUGUGAACCUUUCUUCUCUGUCUCCCGUGACUCCAGACUUAAAUGUAGGAAGGGGAAAGAGGCUCUCUUUGGUCUCUCCUUGUCCUGCCAGAUUGGUGUCCUGGGCUGGACACAAAGAGUAGGAGGCUAGGAGAAGGAAGGAAUCCUGGAGGAUGGGGGAAGAUAGAGGACAGAGAAUGAUGGUUUGCCCCCCACCACAGUUCGAGGUUAUGCGUCUAAAUGAACACGAGGAAACGCUACGGGUCUAAGAACACGGAUCAGGGAGUUUACCUGGGGCUCUCAAAGACACAGGUACUGCCCCCUGCAGCGGCUGGCGGCGGCCUCAGCGGCAGCAUCCCCAUCACCACCACCACCUCCCCUUCACCGGGUCCCCCUCCUGACACCAUGUCCUGUAGAGACCGAACUCAGGAGUUCCUGUCUGCCUGCAAGUCCCUCCAGAACCGCCAGAAUGGACUCCAGACAAACAGAACUACAGCCCUGAAUGCUGUCCGGCAGCGCAGUGAAUUCACCCUCAUGGCCAAGCGCAUCGGGAAGGACCUGAGCAACACAUUUGCCAAGCUGGAGAAGCUGACAAUCUUGGCCAAGAGAAAGUCCCUCUUUGAUGAUAAGGCUGUGGAGAUUGAGGAGCUGACUUAUAUCAUCAAACAGGACAUCAACAGUCUCAACAAGCAGAUCGCACAGCUGCAGGAUUUUGUCCGGGCCAAGGGGAGCCAGAGUGGGCGGCACCUGCAGACCCACUCCAACACCAUUGUGGUCUCCUUGCAGUCUAAGCUGGCCUCCAUGUCCAAUGACUUCAAAUCUGUUUUAGAAGUGAGGACAGAGAACCUGAAGCAGCAGAGAAGUCGCCGGGAGCAGUUUUCCCGUCCAUCUGUGGCAGCCCUGCCCCUUGCUCCCAACCACCUGGGAGGCGGGGCCGUGGUGUUGGGAGCUGAGCCGAAGGCCGCAGGUGAUGUGGCCAUUGACAUGAUGGAUGCCCGGACCAGCCAGCAGCUCCAGCUCAUUGACGAGCGGGAUUCCUACAUCCAGAGCAGGGCUGACACCAUGCAGAACAUUGAGUCCACCAUUGUGGAGCUAGGCUCCAUCUUCCAGCAGCUGGCCCACAUGGUCAAGGAACAGGAGGAAACCAUCCAGAGGAUUGAUGAGAAUGUGCUAGGAGCGCAGCUGGAUGUAGAUGCCGCCCAUUCAGAGAUCCUCAAGUAUUUCCAGUCAGUCACUUCCAACCGCUGGCUCAUGGUGAAAAUCUUCCUCAUCCUAAUUGUUUUCUUCAUCAUCUUUGUGGUCUUCCUCGCCUGAGGCCUCCCUGUGUCAAAGCAGCCCACCUGGGAAUCAUUCCUUUCAGGGGCCCCUGCCGCUGAGCCUGUCUUGGGUGGUGGGAGAAGGGCAGGAGGCUGUCCCUGUUUUCCUGGGACUGAGAGAGACGGCCUGUGCCCCGUGACCCCUCCCCAUCUUUGCCCUUCCUCUCCUUCGCCCAAAUUCACGUGGGUUUGGACUGCUGUGAGUGGUGAGAGGGGAGAAGAAGCAGUGCCUGCACAGCUGCAGGAGUUCUGUAUCAACCCCCCCUCCCAGGCCUCUCCCAAAGGCUCCCAUUGCUGAUGUGCACAAGGGGAAAGGAGGGGGAAUGAAUCCCAGGGGCCGCUUGUUCCCCUGGCCUGGACCUUCUCCCCUUCUUCCCCCAGUCUCCACUGGGUGGGGCAGAGGGCCCCAGAACCCUCAGCAUCAGCUCCUAGUGACUGUCAAUUUGCCAAAGGCACUGUCAUCCCCAUGUUGUGGAAUUACAGCAAGACGGUCAGUCCUUUCA